CUGUUGCCAUGGCCAGGCUGAGAGUAGCCAUGCAAACAUGGUGGAGUGGCACAAGCACCGUAACAGGGCGCUGCAGGAAUUCAGCACGUGUGGCUGGCUUCGCGGGGCGUUUUUCUCGACUGCGACUUCCUACACAGAUGUGUUUCGUUUCUGUAGAGGGUGGUGGCACCACGCUCGGAAGGUUGUACGGUGGAGCAGGGACAAGGCCAGCACCGCACUUGCCUUUAUAAAAGGACAUAGAGCAGGCGGGCUUGAGCAUCCCAGAAGGACAAAAAGCACUCUGUAGACAGCCAGCGAUGCCCGCCCGGGCUGCAGCACUGGCGCCCGCGGGCGCUGACACGGAGCUGAUCCCGGGGCUGACUGAAUGUGCCUGUCCCAGUCUCCCUGGCUAUUCCACCGGCGGGCUGAGGGCACACAGGGUGCCGCGGCCAUUCUGGAACAGCCAGCAGAGAACAACCUGGAGCUCCACGCCCGUGUUGCGGGGGUUUGCCGGUGCUCUCCGCCGCAGCCAUCCGGCCUCGGGCGGACGAGAUGCACAGGGCCGGGAGCUCCGCGGGCCCCGCCGGUCUCUUCCCGCCUCCCGGGGGCGGUGCCGGCGGCGGGGGCGGAGCGCCGGGCUCACCUGGGCGACACCGCCCGCCCGCUCCGCCCCAGCCGCGGCCGCGGGGACGCGGGCGCUUCUCCGCUCCCGGGGCGCCGGGUCCGGCCGCGCCCCCGAGCCCGGGCGGCCUCCGCAGCUGGAGCGCCGCCUCCCCGCUGGUGGGGACAGCACCGGGCUCCGAGCGGCAGGAGGAGGAGGAAGGAGAGGCGGCGGGCGGGCUCCGCGGCGCGGCCUCCGCGCCCUCCCCGUCCCGAUCGCGGCCCCGCCUGCGCCCGCUCCCCGCCGGGUGGGCGCGAUGUCGGCGCGGCGGCGGCGGAGGGCGGCUGCCGAGCAGGACGAGGAGGAGGAAGAAGAGGAUGAGGCGGCGGAGGCGGGUAGCGACAAGGAAGUGGAUUUGGAAGAAAGACUUCGUGAGUUGGACCUCAGAAAUGAUUCAGAUAUUCCUGAUGUUCCUCCACCAACAGACAGCACUCCAGAAAUCCUCAAGAAGGCUUUGUCAGGCUUGUCUGCCAGAUGGAAAAAUUGGUGGAUCCGUGGAAUUCUCACCCUAGCUAUGAUUUCUGGGUUUUUUCUGAUCAUAUAUCUGGGUUCCUUUAUGCUGAUGCUUCUGGUCUUAAGCAUCCAAGUAAAGUGUUACCAUGAAAUCAUUACUAUUGGUUACAGAGUCUACCACUCAUAUGAUUUACCRUGGUUUAGAUCCCUCAGCUGGUACUUCUUGCUGUGUGUGAACUACUUCUUUUAUGGAGAGACUGUAGCUGAUUACUUUGCUACAUUUGUGCAAAGAAGAGAACAGCUUCAAUUCCUCAUCCGUUACCACAGGUUUAUAUCUUUUGCACUCUAUUUAACAGGAUUCUGCAUGUUUGUUUUGAGUUUAGUGAAGAAACAUUAUCGUCUGCAGUUUUACAUGUUCGCAUGGACUCAUGUCACUUUGCUGAUCACUGUAACUCAAUCUCAUCUUGUCAUCCAAAAUCUCUUUGAAGGCAUGAUCUGGUUUUUGGUUCCAAUUUCAAGUGUUAUCUGCAAUGACAUUACCGCUUAUAUUUUUGGAUUCUUCUUUGGCAGAACUCCAUUAAUUAAGCUGUCUCCCAAGAAGACCUGGGAAGGCUUCAUCGGAGGCUUCUUUUCCACUGUUGUAUUUGGAUUUAUUUUUUCCUAUUUUUUGGCUCAAUAUCAGUACUUUGUCUGCCCUGUGGAAUACAACAGUGAAACCAACAGAUUUGUGACAGAGUGUGAACCUUCAGAGCUCUUUCAAAUGAAGAAGUACUCUGUGCCACCAUUGCUUCAGGCUGUGUUGGGAUGGGAAACGGUGAAUAUGUACCCAUUUCAGAUGCACAGCUUUGCACUGUCAACAUUUGCCUCAUUAAUUGGGCCAUUUGGAGGAUUCUUUGCCAGUGGAUUUAAAAGAGCUUUCAAAAUCAAGGAUUUUGCAGACACGAUCCCUGGGCAUGGUGGGAUAAUGGAUCGCUUUGAUUGUCAGUACUUGAUGGCCACUUUUGUUCAUGUCUAUAUCACCAGUUUCAUAAGGGGUCCAAAUCCCAGCAAAUUACUGAAACAGCUGUUGAUACUUCAGCCUGAGCAACAAUUAAGUGUGUAUAAAACCCUGAAAUCUCACCUCGUUGAAAAAGGGAUCCUGCAGCCAUCUCUAAGAGUAUAGUUAGUCAAAACAGAGGACUGGAAGAAAACUCCAUUUAUAAGAAGCCUGUGGAAAAAYAUUGCAAAAGUGCACAUAAAUAGUGGCUAAAGGAAGAGUAGUUUUUGGUCUGGAAAAGGUGAAUGUUUCCUGAAUUGAAUGUGAAUGCUAUGACCUCCUGCUAGGACACUAAAGAUCUCUUACUCCUAACAUAACUCAAAAAUUCAAAUGCUUACAAAGUAAUGGUACUCAUGCUGUGUAUUUUAGUUCCUGCGAUGGAUGGCAGCAAUCKUUCUUCAGCACCCAGCAUGACAGUCUUUGUAAUUAAGAAAAAGUUAAUGAAAUUCAGUGUAGUUUUUAAUGAGUUAUUUAAAACUGUAUAUCUUGGCAAUACCUUUUUGGUCCCCAAUGGUUACUGAAGUGUAAACACAUCAAGAAGGCAAUAACUUCUAUAUAGGCUGGUGCUGAAAUUACCAAUCARAGUUGGCCAGAAAACACUUGUUAGCCUGGUGAAAGAAGUACUUAGAGCCUGCUGUACCAGGCUACUUGCAUUUACUUAAUUUUUAUGAAGAUUAAACCUA
This is a messenger RNA of Malurus melanocephalus (red-backed fairy wren), 2812 nucleotides long. RefSeq names its product CDP-diacylglycerol synthase 1 (gene CDS1). The transcript has 13 exons. The coding region runs from base 297 to 2255 and encodes 652 amino acids. Lineage: Eukaryota; Metazoa; Chordata; Aves; Passeriformes; Maluridae. Gene Ontology annotation, molecular function: phosphatidate cytidylyltransferase activity. Gene Ontology annotation, cellular component: endoplasmic reticulum membrane. The record is from RefSeq and is a predicted model, not a curated record.